Messenger RNA from Parasteatoda tepidariorum (common house spider), 1205 nucleotides. RefSeq names its product serine/threonine-protein kinase D3. The record is from RefSeq and is a predicted model, not a curated record. Gene Ontology annotation, molecular function: ATP binding; protein serine/threonine kinase activity. Lineage: Eukaryota; Metazoa; Arthropoda; Arachnida; Araneae; Theridiidae. Gene Ontology annotation, biological process: protein phosphorylation; phospholipase C-activating G protein-coupled receptor signaling pathway; intracellular signal transduction. Gene Ontology annotation, cellular component: cytosol.
UUUUUAAGGGCUCUGAAAAUAUAUUUAGGGUGUCAUUACAGAUUAAUAUGUGUAAAAUAUAUUUGUGCCUAUUUAUGUAAAUGUGCAACUGUAUAAUGAUAUCUGAAAACUGUGAGUAGAUUCUUUUUACAAUCGAAUCACAAAUCUCUUGUGUAACGUUAUACUGGACAUGUUAUCCAGUAUACAAAUCCAAUUACAGUAUCCAAAUACUGUUAUCCAGUAUACAAAUGCUGGAUAUCUGAAAACUGUGAGUCAAUUCUCUUUACAAUCAAGUCACAAAUAUGCUAUAUAUUGUUAUACAAGACAUGUUAUGCAGUAUACAAAUCUGUUAUACUGGAUAAUGAUAUCUGAAAACUGUGAGUAUAUUCUCUUUUUCAAUCAAGUCAUAAAUAUGUUAUAUAUUGUUUGGAAUCAAAUUGCAAGUCUUUUAUUGAUCUUUUCAAAUAUUUUCAGUCUCAGUGGAACUUUCCCAUUUAAUGAAGAAGAGGAUAUUAAUGACCAAAUCCAAAAUGCAGCCUUCAUGUAUCCACCCAAUCCGUGGAAAGACAUUUCUACUGAAGCCAUUGAUUUGAUCAGUAAUCUUCUACAAGUUAAAACCAGGAAGAGAUAUACCGUAGACAAGUCACUCUGUCACACAUGGUUGCAGGACUAUCAAACAUGGUGUGACCUACGUCGACUCGAAUCUGACGUCGGAUCACGCUAUCUGACUCAUCAGUCUGACGAUGCCAGAUGGGAAGCCUAUCGUAGAUUGCACAAUUUAGAAAGCCCACCACCCGUUCCCAAUAAUGACGAAAACCUCAUGUCUUUUGAUCCUUCCAGAAACUGUUCCGGAAUUUUUGGAAAAGUGCGCCUCUGAAACGAGAUGGAGACUCUAAUUUUCGUUUAUACAUUCCAUUUAUUAUUUUUGAAACUAAAAAUGUGAAGGCAGCUUGAAUUUACAUUUGUUGGAUAAUUUAUACAUUUGUUAAAAAAAAAAAUUCUUUUAAAUGUGGAAUCUUGAUUAAAGGGAUUUGUAUCACACCAAAAUGCAUUGUGCCAAUGUUAGGGGUAUGCUUAUCCGUGUAUUUAUACGAUCUGCUUAUUUAAUGCUUUAAAUUAACGGCAUGUAGAUCAAUAUGAAAUAUGUAUUUAAACUUCUUAUGUAAAUGUUUAUUUUUUUUUUGUACUGAAAUUUUAUACCUGUGAAUAAUAAAUAUUUAUUAUUU